This is a messenger RNA of Dovyalis caffra, 753 nucleotides long. NCBI's taxonomy places the organism in Eukaryota, Viridiplantae, Streptophyta, Magnoliopsida, Malpighiales, Salicaceae. The record is from the annotation of a GenBank genome assembly.
AUGUCAGGAAGAGGAAAGGGAGGAAAGGGGCUAGGAAAGGGAGGUGCAAAGAGGCACAGGAAAGUGUUGAGAGAUAACAUCCAAGGAAUUACAAAGCCAGCAAUUAGAAGGCUAGCAAGAAGAGGAGGUGUGAAGAGAAUUAGUGGUCUAAUUUAUGAAGAAACAAGAGGGGUUCUGAAGAUCUUCCUUGAGAAUGUGAUUCGAGAUGCUGUUACUUACACAGAGCAUGCUAGGAGAAAGACUGUCACUGCUAUGGAUGUUGUCUACGCUCUAAAGAGGCAAGGUCGCACUUUGUAUGGGUUUGGGGAAAUCGACCUCAAAACCGAACAUCAGCAGCAGCAGCACCAAAAGCAGCUUUCCAAAAGAAGUAGAUCAUCAAAAGCAGCUUCUACAACAAUCUCAGCUCUUCAAAAAGCAUCAACUGCCGUUGUCAACGCUGUUAAACUACUACCAUUUCCCUCCUCCAACUCCACCCUGAAGUCUUCGUCACCAUCAAGAUCCAGAAAAGAACUUUUACCUCGAAGCCUUGCACGGAAGCUGUUUAAGAAGAGCUUUUGGAGAAAAGCAGGUGAUCAUCAUGGUCAAUGUAAAGAAAGCAAUGGGAUCAGAGGGUGGAGACUGUUCCGUGAGUUCUUAGAGGAACGAGAUGAAUCUUCUGUUCUUAGUGAGAAAGAAAUAUCCAACUGGGUUAUCAGGAUUGAUGGGAAAGAAUUAACACAUUUCUUAGCGUUGCUGAAAGACUCAUUGGCGUAA